GUCAUGUGAGCGCAUGUGCGAACGUGACAAGUGGAACAGCAGCAAAGGAGAGACGAGGAGAUAGGCAGACUGGCAGAAAACAGGCAGCAAGACACUAGUCUUUUGCACUUUACGUGGAGCUUGACGGGGAAGCUUCACCACCAUGGCGAGUGUGCUAUGUCGUAGAGCGAGACUGGUGUCAAAAAUCUCCGGGAUUCAAGUGUCCCAGAGGGCGACAACACCUUCACGAGCGUUCUCCGCUGCAUCAUCCGAUGAGCCCUAUGUAGUUGUAUCAAGACAAGACACAGGCCCCAGAACCAUCUGGCCCGAUGAGCACAUGGGCCCCUUUGGUCCCCAGGAUCACCGCUUCCAGUUGCCUGGCAACGUGGGCUUCGCGUGUCACCUAGAAGGGACAGGGACCCAGCCCCUGAAGGGACCGGUUCACCGCACGGUACCGGACGUCCUGUCAUCGCCCUCGAGCAGCGAGAGACACGAGUUUGUGUUGGCACAGUUUGUGUCAGAGUUUCAGGGUAAAGAAGUUCCCUCAGUGGCUCAGCGGGUAGGCAGAGCGGAGCACUACUUUGACCACACCAACAUCGAGUGCACCAUGCAUCGCUGCCCAGAGCUGCUCAAGAAAGAGCUGGAGUUGUUUUUCCCAGCAGCCCCUGCUGGUAGUCUGACAGUUGUCACGGUGACACAGAAGUCCCUGGCGAUGGAGGCAGACGGCCUGGACCUCGAGAGACAACAGCUCCUAGACAAGUUUGUUAGCGGCGCCAGAGAACUCUGCUUCACCUUAUGGAGAGGAGGGUUUUGGGCAGACUUCAUAAAUCCCACCACAGGACAGGCGCACUUUGGCCACACGUCCAGUGACAGCGUGCUGCGUAUGGACGAGCCGGCGCGUCACCUGGGCUUCCACAUCGAGGAGCUGGGAUCCUGCAAGGUCAUCCGCCAUGUCCUGACGGGCACGCAGGCCUUCACGGGGACGCUGUUCACCAACGCCCCUGCCGACUGCCACAUCAUGGAGAGGCUGCAGGGUCACGCCAGCACCUUUGAGGAGGCCGACAUUUGACGUGGGACACUUGGUGCUCGAGACAUUUCAGUGGAGCUCAGCUCACAAGACUUGACACACACACAAAUGCACACACACAUUCGAAAAUGCACACAGACUCCCUCACACUCUCACUCUCUCUCUCUCACUCGCACUCUCUCUCUCUCACACACACACACACACACACACACACACACACACACACACACACACACACACACACACACACACACACACACACACACACACACACACACAAGCAAACAAACACUUGCCCAAAACUGUGAUACGAUGUUCUCACAGUCGGCAAUUGAACUCUGGUUUUCUUUUAAAACAAUAAAAAAAAGACAACUAAAACACACAAAAAAACACAAUGAACUGUAAAUGUUCUGAGGGCAUCCUCAUUCAGUAUAAGUCCCUUC
Engraulis encrasicolus (European anchovy) is the source of this 1449-nucleotide messenger RNA. RefSeq names its product metabolism of cobalamin associated Da (gene mmadhca). Gene Ontology annotation, biological process: cobalamin metabolic process. The transcript is spliced from 8 exons. Gene Ontology annotation, cellular component: mitochondrion. Bases 143 to 1048 code for a protein of 301 amino acids. The record is from RefSeq and is a predicted model, not a curated record. NCBI's taxonomy places the organism in Eukaryota, Metazoa, Chordata, Actinopteri, Clupeiformes, Engraulidae.